AAAAGCAACCUUGUUCAUGCUGAAUACCUCACAUUAUAGAAGCGGAAUUGCGGCCUUUUUUCUUUUUUACCGAAAAAAAAAUCUUGCAAGUUAUUCUGCAAAAGUGAUUUUUGUGAAACGAAAAAUUUUUAAGCAAAAAAUCUUCAGAUUGUUAAAACAAUAAAAUUUAAAAUUUCAAGCAGAUUUUAAGUAAGUAUUAAUUUUUUUUUUUUGGCUUUGAAAAAACAAACAAAUUUUGCAAGAGACGCCGGAGUGUGUUCAUCACCACCACUACCAUUAUUGCUAACACAUACGCACUACGGGGUACACGAAGAAAAGAAAGUAGAAUUCACAAAAAAAAAAGAAAAGAAAAAGGAAGUAGCGUUGUUUGAAGAAACAUAAAAAACGAAAUCAAAAUUCAACAUUUUGUCAGUUUGUCGAUGGCGGAGCAGGCGUCAAGAGCCGCCUUCACCCAGCUGCAUUGAUGAUGUACAUUGAAAACACGGCUCUAGACGAUAACCUACAUCACAUACUUAACGAUCGGGUUCCAAGCUCUAGAAGUCCCAAUUCCACAGAGACAGAAGCCGAGUCUGCAUUGAUUACUCAUGUGCGUGAAAACAACGAAACAGAAGGAGCUAUCGAACCAGAUGCAGGAGAGGAGGUCGAUUGCAGUCACUUUUUCAUUGAAUUAGCAGAUAAUAUAAGUACUGAUUCGGACGUAGUGGUAGAAAAAGAAAACUCCCAAGAACCACAAGACGAAACCGAAGAAGAAGAAUUUGAAUAUAUACUAACUCGUGUUCCUAAACGGCGGACGGGCGCAUCGACACAAUCCGAGGGACAACAAAAUCAAGAACAGCAUUUGCUUGAUUGUAGAUUGCGUAACCUUUCCUUAGUUGGAACUGAAGAUAAAGUCAAAAAAACCGACGGAUCAGCACCCACAGCAAUAUCUACAGAGAGGUUUAAUAUACGAUUGCUGAAUCACUGCGCACAUCCGGAAGUACGCACCCUCCGUACGAAAAAAGACUUCGAGUCUCCGCAGUAUUUUCUGCAAUCAGGGCAAAACGGAGUGUUGCAAGUAAAUCACUAUAAUCGUUUCAACGAGUACGAAGGCGAUCGCGAUUGUUCAGAUAUAGAGACUUUUGAAGAAGUGUCUAACUACAAUCCGGGCCAGCCAAAUAAUUGUUCGCGCAAACCAGACGCUUCCUCGAUGGGGUUCGACAUAUUAAACAAGUUACGCCAGUUAUUGAAUUUCAAUACCAGUUCCACCCAUCAGUCAUCAACCCAAGAAACCAAACGUAAGAGAAGUUAUAUGCUUGAUUGCAGAUCUGAGAAUUGGUCGGGGGAGACGUCUGGUCUUCAUCAGAUAAAAUACCGAAAAGUGGAAAAUCGUUUCCCCAAAUUUAUCAGCCAAAUUCAGGAAGACGAUGACUUUCGUUUUUUGCCACCAUCAAAAUACGACAAACAGUUAUUGCUUAAUAGAACCGUAAGUGCUAUCAGAAGCAAACGCAACAUUUUGGAGAUGUCGAACGGUCGUUCCUUAACUUCUAUAGAUAAACCACCGUUAAGAAAAUCAAUUUUUUCUGCACCAGAAAUUGAUCAAAAAUUGAUUAAAAACACUACUUAUGCCGAUAUCGAGUUCUCUGACGAUGAUGAAGAUCCUAUUGCAGUGAAAGAUCUUGAUGAAAAGCCAUCUUGCAGCACUGCAAACAGAUCUGCACCAAAGGUGUAUAACAUUCCCAUAAAUCAUCGCAAUGAGGAGCGACUUAAGUUCCAGGCAAAACUAGCGCACUCUGCACCGUACGAUUGGCGCACAGAAAAAGCUUUGGUACCGAAAUUGUUGCCUGCCAAUCAUAUGAGUUAUGCAGACGUAUGUCGUCAACAAGUACGCGGCAACAUGUUAGGUCGCCGAGCUAAUGGAAGCAGCAUUUGUUCUUCAGAAGCCUCAACAUCUAGCUCAGUUCGUGUUUUAAAUGGCUUAAAUCAUAUUCCCACCACUCCCUGGCCAUCCAAUUAUCGUUCUAUUUUGACUCAGGAAAGAGAAAAUGAGGAACGCGAAAAAUAUAAGCAGCUCUUGGAGCAGGUAAUGCCCUCCAUGUAUGAUACAGGAGCUCCUGAAACUAAGUCCAACAAUCACAUUGAUCCAAGACGUAAAAGAUCGGCUAUGCUAGUUGCUACUGCAAAUUCUUCAACACGUAGUUCGCCGAGUGCUAAUAGACGACCGUUGGGCCUUCCAUCUAUGAACUUCAGGCGUCCCCAACUUUCGUCGACUAUUAAUUUAGAUGAUGACGACGAUGACGAUGAACUUACUUUGGCUGGAGUGUCAAACAACAGAAAUUCGGUGGCAAAUAAAAUUAAAGCUAAGGUGUCUACAGUCAUUAUAGACGACGUCAGCGAUAUUAUAGACUUAGGUAACGAUGAUCGUCACACCCUAUCGGCUCGUACCAACAUUAAACAGCAAGAUAAACCGAAUUACCUGGAUAUUUGUAAAGGAUAUAAAGAGAAACCGAAGAACACUGAUUUGCCGUUUGUGGAGCCAGUUAAUACUUUGCGAGAGCAAUUGAAUGCUUCACCUAAAUUCAAAGACAAUUGGCUUGAAAAUUUUAAAUCGAAAUGGUCUCUGCGGCGGAAGAGUCGACUCAGUGAAGUUCAACAAACUAAUACUAUGGUAGAAAAAUUCUCUGCAGCGCGACGUGCUGCUGAAGCUGAAAUACAAGAACGUUUACGUACAUUUCAAAUUGUUGAUCCUGAGCUAUUGGUAAUAGAUGAUUUCGAAGAACCCGUCGCCGAAUCGGAGCUCAUAGAAUUAACACAGGAGCACAACACUCGCGUUAAUGCCGCUAUAUGUGGUCCAACGGAUCAGGUGUUGGUGUCGAAAUUCAACCUAAAUAUAACCAGACGUGACAUACACACUUUGUGCGGUCAUAAUUGGCUUAACGAUGAGGUUAUCAAUUUCUAUAUGAAUCUUCUCACCGAUCGCGGCGAAAAGAAGAGCAAAUCAAAUGGUCUACCUACCGUAUAUGCGAUGAACACUUUCUUUAUACCACGUUUAAUGCAAGCUGGCUACGGUGGCGUUAAACGUUGGACGCGUAAAGUGGACAUUUUUACCAAGGAUAUAUUGCCAGUUCCAGUUCACGUUGGCGGCGUUCAUUGGUGUAUGGCCAUUAUUCAUUUGAAAAAUCGCACUAUUAAAUACUACGAUUCAAUGGGGACUCCUAAUCCGAACGUACUAAAAGCUCUUGAGCAAUAUCUGAAAGAUGAAUCGAUGGAUAAACGCAAACAACCAUUUGACACCAGUCAAUUUUUAAUUGAGUCUGUACCAGACGUACCACGCCAAAUGAAUGGUAGCGAUUGCGGCGUCUUUAGCUGCAUGUUUGCGGAGUAUGUAACGCGUAAUAAAGAGAUCACCUUUUCACAACAAAAUAUGGAGUAUUUUCGGCAAAAGAUGAUUCUUGAAAUUGUUCAAGGAGAGUUGCUGCAGUAAAGUCCGUUUGGAUUGCUUCGCUAACUUUAACUUCUCGGUAUAUUAAUUUGUAUUUAAUUCUUUAAAUUGGGAAUUUUUAAAAAUUUUUUUAAAAGAUUAAGCUACGUUGACCUCUCGCCACUAGUAUCUGCCAAACUACAUCUGUCGUAAUUACUUGUUUUUUUUUUUUUUUUUUUCUCUUGCUUUGAGUUUAAGGUUUUUAUAUGCGGACUUUCGGGUUUCUGCCAUUAAAAGAAUUCCAAAAAUUGUAUAACAAUGAAGAACAAAAUAUGUUUCAAUUGAACGCGGCACCUUAUCACGGAGCAACCAGGACUUUGAGAUAACUCCUUUUUUCCGUUUUUAUCGUUUGCACAAAAAGUAAGUGAUCCAAAGUCAAAAAAAAAAAAAAAAAAAAAAAAAAUAGAUAAACAAUAACAACAACAACCAUAUAACAGAGCUAAAUUCGACAAAACACCGUCUCUUCAAA
Molecule: messenger RNA, 3926 nt
Organism: Glossina fuscipes
Lineage: Eukaryota; Metazoa; Arthropoda; Insecta; Diptera; Glossinidae
Gene: Ulp1
Product: sentrin-specific protease 1
Exons: 7
Coding region: 464-3460 (998 amino acids)
Biological process (GO): protein desumoylation
Cellular component (GO): nucleus
Molecular function (GO): deSUMOylase activity
Source: RefSeq, a predicted model, not a curated record